Molecule: messenger RNA, 795 nt
Organism: Bicyclus anynana (squinting bush brown)
Lineage: Eukaryota; Metazoa; Arthropoda; Insecta; Lepidoptera; Nymphalidae
Product: kallikrein 1-related peptidase b22
Exons: 4
Coding region: 1-795 (264 amino acids)
Biological process (GO): proteolysis
Molecular function (GO): serine-type endopeptidase activity
Source: RefSeq, a predicted model, not a curated record
AUGGCUUACUCAUCUGUUUACUUUAAAACGUAUAAAACAUUUCAGUUGUUAACUGCAGCUCACUGUACCAAAGAGUCAUGGUUGAUAAGAUGGCUACCACUCGAUGCAGUGGCCGGUGAUCACAAUGUCCACAAUAUUGGUCCUAGAGCACAGAUCAGACCUGUUAACCUACGUAUUGAACAUCCACUAUAUAAAGGAGGCAUCGGACCACAUGAUAUAGCAGUUCUUCGUGUGGAUAGUCCAUUCUUAUUUACCGAUGAAGUGCAGCCUAUUAGUCUCCCGUAUUAUAACAAAAUAAGCAAUGAGGAGUCUCUAUUGUUAGCUGGCUGGGGUGUCUUGAAAACGACAUGGUUUAUACCAGAUCUACCAAAUGGACUGCAAGAAGUUAAAGUUACUUAUAUGCCUUAUGAUGCAUGUCGUAAAGCCGUCGAUGAGCACCUAGAAAAUAGCUACGAAUACAACCCUCUGAAUAAAGAUUCCAAUAUUUGUACUGGACCUAUCACUGGAGGGGUUGCCGCUUGCGGUGGAGAUUCAGGAGGACCCCUCAUACAAAUGGUCCCUAAAAAUAAUAUGGAUCAUAGAAUUGAAGAAGCUGAAAUUAUUUAUGACGAAGUCAACGAUAAUAAAACUGAUGUUAAUACUGAACAAACAAUUGUUGAGGAUGAAGAAAAGAUACCUGUAGCACUCGGAGUUGUAUCUUGGGGUAUAACUCCAUGUGGAGAUAGAGGAGCUCCAACUGUAUACACAAAAAUAGCACCGUAUGUAGACUUUAUUAACGCGCAUAUUAAAUUUUAG